AUGCCGAUGUUCACCAUGAACACCAACGUUCCCUGCGCCUCAGUGCCAGAGGGGCUUCUCUCCGAGCUCACCCAGCAGCUGGCACAGGCCACCGGCAAGCCGGCACAGUACAUCGCAGUGCACGUGGUCCCGGACCAGCUAAUGACUUUUAGCAGUUCUAGUGACCCCUGCGCCCUAUGCAGUCUGCACAGCAUCGGCAAGAUCGGCGGCGCGCAGAACCGCAUCUACAGCAAGGUACUGUGCGGCCUGCUGGCUGAUCGCCUGCACAUCAGCCCUGACCGGAUCUACAUCAACUAUUACGACAUGAGCGCAGCCAACGUGGGCUGGAACGGUUCCACCUUCGCCUGA
Chionomys nivalis (European snow vole) is the source of this 348-nucleotide messenger RNA. Its product is annotated as macrophage migration inhibitory factor-like. The record is from RefSeq and is a predicted model, not a curated record. Gene Ontology annotation, molecular function: phenylpyruvate tautomerase activity; cytokine activity. Bases 1 to 348 code for a protein of 115 amino acids. The transcript has a single exon. NCBI's taxonomy places the organism in Eukaryota, Metazoa, Chordata, Mammalia, Rodentia, Cricetidae.